Nerophis lumbriciformis (worm pipefish) is the source of this 1285-nucleotide messenger RNA. RefSeq names its product radial spoke head 3 (gene rsph3). Lineage: Eukaryota; Metazoa; Chordata; Actinopteri; Syngnathiformes; Syngnathidae. Gene Ontology annotation, cellular component: cilium. The record is from RefSeq and is a predicted model, not a curated record.
UAAGGUAGCUUGUUAGUGUCCUCGAGCAAGCUAAUACUGGCAGAAACACGGCUAUUCUUUUAAAUACACUAUAUAUAUCUUCUUUUUUUUAAACAAUGGCUCUUGUUUCACACAGCCAGAAGGACACGAACGAAACCUACACCUUCUCCAGCCGGCCGAGACCUGUUGAGAACCGCUCCAAAUACAGAGAACCACCGACAGAAAAGGCAAUCAGCAGCAAUUAUGGAAACAUCAUGUAUGAUCGGCGUGUCAUCAGGGGAAACACUUACGCCCAACGCUUCAUGUCAGCUAUGGUGCAGGAUGAUCUGGUUGAAAUACAAAGACAGCAAGAGAUCAGGCGGAGAGCCGUGGCUCGAAAAAAGAAAAGCAGGGAGCCCCUGAGAUCUGCAACUCCAGAGGCCGUCGAAGGCAGAAAACACAAUGUCGUGCAAACAGAGCUUUACCUGGAAGAGUUGAGCUGCAUCAUAGAUGUUUCACACACUGAAUGCCAGACUGAUCCUCUCCUGGACAGACCGGCGUCUCCGCUUUUUAUACCUACCAAAUCUGGCGAAGAUGUUGCAACACAAGUUGAGGAAGGAGAGUUGUUUGACUUUGAUAGAGAGGUGCAGCCAUUGCUGGAGGUCCUAGUGGGGAAGACCAUUGAGCAGUCCCUCCUGGAGGUGAUGGAGGAGGAGGAGCUGGCUCGUCUGAGGGCCCAGCAGAGGGCCUUUGAGGAGCUCCGGAACGCUGAGCUGGCCGAGGUGCAACGGCUACAGGAGCAGGAGAGGCGUCGGCGGCAGGAAAAGGAGCGUAGGAUUGCCCAGCAGAGGGAGACAUUGAAGAGGGAGCAAGAGACAGUGGAGAAGAUUGCAGCCCGGGCCUACACCCAUCAUUACCUGGCUGACCUUGUACCCACUGUCUUUAAGUCUCUAAGGACCCACGGCUUUUUCCAUGACCCCGUGGAGAAAGAUAUUGAGACAAACUUCUUUCCAUGGCUGAUGGCCGAGGUUCACAGCAACUUGGACAAGAGAAAUACAGCGAGGCAGGUUUUAGACACAAUCAUCCAGGAUGUGGUCCAGAAAAAACUGCCACUCUACACACAAAUGGAGUCACAGCAGGAUGACAAGUAGAGGGAUGUAUUAUAAACGUAACCAACAAAAAAGAUCAUGAAUCCUUUUUUUUUUCUUCCAUUUUUGUGCUCCAAAAGCUCUUUCAUUCACCUUAUUUGUAGACUUGAGUAAACAGACAUUUGUCUCAGUCAUGCAGUGUUCAUACAUUAAAUACAUGCUUUAAUAUUAAACUAAUA